This is a messenger RNA of Fonsecaea erecta, 1113 nucleotides long. RefSeq lists its product as hypothetical. Gene Ontology annotation, molecular function: dioxygenase activity. The coding region runs from base 1 to 1113 and encodes 370 amino acids. The record is from RefSeq and is a predicted model, not a curated record. The transcript has 3 exons. NCBI's taxonomy places the organism in Eukaryota, Fungi, Ascomycota, Eurotiomycetes, Chaetothyriales, Herpotrichiellaceae.
AUGGGUUCUCUCGGUUACGAAGAAGUUGAGUACGUCCACUACCAUGCCGGUGGCAAACGGGGUUCUCGCCCUGUCCUUAGAGGAGCGGCGGCGAAGAAGACGUUCGAGUCCAUCCCUGUAAUCGACAUCUCGGGAAUCUUCUCUGACUCUCUCGAGGACCGCAAGAAGGUCGCGAACGAGGUGGGUCAGGCGUGCCGGGAGGUCGGCUUCUUCUACGCCGAGAACCACAACAUUCCAGACGAGGUUGUCGACCAGACCUUCGACGCCGUCAAGAAGUUCUUCGCACUCUCGCACGAGGAGAAGAUGGAGGUGCAUAUCCACAAGUCCAAGGCACUCCGCGGCUACGAGCCGCUGUUCGAGACCAAGAUGGAGGGUGCUGGCAGGGGAGACGCCACGGACGAAGACAUGAAAGAGGCCUUCACCAUGGGUGAUGAUGCCACGGAGCCCGAGUCGCAAGCGCUCGGCAGGAUCAACUCGACCGGAAUAGAACGCAGCAACUGCUGGCCCUCGGCGUACCCCGAGUUCCGACCCGUCAUGUACCAAUAUUUCCGUUCGGUCAUGGCCUUGUCCAAGAAACUGAUGCAGAUCUUCGCCUUGGCACUCGAUCUGCCUGAGAACUACUUUGAUGCCGCCACAUCAUUUCCCAUGGGUGGCGUGCGCAUCCUGCACUAUCCGCCCCAACCCGUCCCUAAUGGCGCCGACAUUGGCCUUGGGGCGCACACCGACUACGACUUCUUCACCCUCGUGCUCCAGGAGUCGGUCGAAGCAUUGCAGGUGCUCAACGCCAACGGUAUCUGGGUUGACGCACCGCCCCGGCCGCGCAGCUAUGUGGUCAACAUUGGCGACUUUCUCAGCCGCAUCACCAACGACAAGUUCAAGUCGACAGUGCACCGCGUCGUCAACAAGAGCGGGAAGGAGCGCUACUCGAUGCCCUUCUUUUUCAGCCCCAACCGCGAGGCCACCCUCGCUACCGUACCCACCUGCGUCGAGGAGGGCAGCAAGUACGAGGAGGUGAACGCCGGCGAGUAUUUCCGCGAGCGCCUCAUCGCCGCCCGCUACCAACAUCCCGCCGCGAAGGCGGCUGCGGCCAUGCAGGUCGCCGCAACGGCAUGA